This is a messenger RNA of Cinara cedri, 42151 nucleotides long. The record is from the annotation of a GenBank genome assembly. NCBI's taxonomy places the organism in Eukaryota, Metazoa, Arthropoda, Insecta, Hemiptera, Aphididae.
AAUGUUUUCCUCGUCUUCGUAGUUUUCGUUGGUUUUUGUUUUCGCGUCCGUCGUUUGCGCUCACCGCGCGUUCGCGAACAGCCUUCGCCGCCGUCGACGACGCCUCCGCCGCCGCCGCCGCCGACUGGCUUUCCUGAGUUUUGCCGCCUAUCUUUCCGUGCGCCCGCCACUUGACACUUCGCGCCCAAUCGCCAUGUGAGAAACCUUUGGCAAAAGCUCCGCGAAACGAACAGCGUUGCGCCCCCUCCCUGUUACGCGGCGGCAACCCAUAGACAGUGUUUGGUCUAUAUUAUUGUUAUUUGUUAUUAUGUGUUUUGGACUGACUGCCGCAGACGCCAAUCAAAAACUAAGUAAGUGUUGUUUGUUUGCUUCACCUAUAGUUGGAUGGGUACCUACUUAGUUUAUUCGCAACGUUUUUUUUCGUUUCCGUUUCACUCACUGCCGGCUAUCGUAUAUCAGUAUCGUCUGCUUGUCACUUGCUGCUAGCCGUUCUCAGCUUGUUCGGCUUGCUCGACAUCCCGAAACUACAAAUUACCUUAGGUACCUUAAUAUUUAGGUAGUAAGUAGUAUCGUACAGUAGUUGCUGUCCAUGGCCAACUCGUACGCCGAUCAACCGAGCUUUUAUUCAGGUUUUUUUCGCCGUAGUCCCACUCGGAUUUUCCGAACAGUGUCUAGUUUAUUCUUGUUUUGCGUAAAUUUUACUUACUCAAAAGUUGUUCCGUUUAAUGUUAAUAGACUCUCAGAUAUAGGUAAUCAAUAAUUAUAAUUUUAAAUAUUUUAAAUUGAUAUACAAUAAUAUUUUAAUAUCUCAUAAAUAAAUUGACUUGGUUUGUUGUUGGUUUAUCAUCUACAUAGGUUCACUACCAUAUAAGUCAUGGGACAUUUUUUUAAAAUAAUAACUGCAAUUUUUAAUUUAUUAGUUAUUAAUCAUAACAUUACCUAAUUGUUAAAUUUUGUAACGUUUAAGAUUUAAAAUUGAUUGAGUCUGUCAUAAGUAAUUACCAGUAAUUUCUAAGAUUAAUUAUUAAGAUCAAAAUAUGAAGUAUAGAAUUCUUCAAUGUGUUUAGUGAGAGUUUUUUUUUCAAUAAAUUUAAAAACAUGAUAAAAGUAGUCAAAUGUUUGAAAUCUUAACAAGUAACCUUACAAACAAUAACUAGGUACCUAUCUUCUGAAAUAUUCACUAUCUAAUAAAUCAAAAAUCUAUUUAUUGAAAUUAUUUUAUUUUUUGUAUAUCUAUUAUCAUAGUAAAUUGUUUUGUGACAACAAAUACAUUUUUAAAUAUUGUAUUGUCAAAAAUAAAUAAACAAACAGACCGACUAAAUACGAUGGGAGGGCAACUGUUGCAGGUGAGAGGUUGUGAAGGUAGAUGAGAUAAUAUAGAUUAAUUUGUCUGAUUAGAGAGGUUUCUUUUAUAUACAGGUGUCCAUUAAGACAAGUUUAACUGCCUUUAUAUAGAUGAUAUUCCAUAUGUUAGGUAAAUGCCAUUAUACAGCAAAUAACUUUAUCCAUUGGUCAUUAACGUUAUUGAUCAAAUAAAUACCUAGGCUUCUGCAAUUAUCAUUAUAAUCCAAAUAUUUAUGUGAAUCUCUAGUUUGUCUAUAGUUUAAAAUUAAGUUUAUAUUAUUCAUCACUAUAUAGAAAUAAUUGGUAUUAAUUGUAACAUAUUUAGGUAUUAUUUUUUUAAGUGAAAAAUAAUUUUACUAUAAUAAUAGUGUUAAUUGAUUUAUUUAUUUUUAUAAGAAACACUUAAGCUACAUUUAUUGUAACACAACUUAUUUGUCUCUGAGCAAGAACAAUGUUUAUUGCUGCGACUAGUCUUACAAUGAUACACCGGAUAUCAAUUUUUUCUUGUAUGACAAUAAUGACUACUAAUAUGUUGAGAUUAUCUUCCACUAUAAAUUUCCCCACUUAUUACCUACCCUAAUUUUUACAUUUUUAUUCACCCACAUAAAUUAUAUUGCAACAACAAUACAUAGGGAUUGGUUUUAUUACUAUUGGCAACACUAAUAUUUUUAGCUUCUUUCCUUAGUAUCAACUAUCAGUUAAUUUUUACUAAUUUUUAAUGAACUUAAACGUACUUUGUUUCAAUUUAUAUUUUUUCUUAUAGGACUAUCUUCAAUUUUGUCUUCAUUAAUUAUUGUAUCUUGGUUGCUCUUUCUAAAAUAUCUUAUUGUUAAUGUUAUUAUAUUUAAGCGCUAAAAAAUUUAGAAAAUGUUUGUAUAUUUAUGAAAAGUAUUUGCUGGAAGCUAAAUGGUUACAAUUUAUUGCAAUAACUAGGUAACAGAAAAUAAUUGAACAAUACAAUAACAAUGUAACAAAAUUACAUUUUAAUAAUAUAACAAUAAGAAUUAAAAAAUUAAAAAAAGUGGUCAAUAUUGACAAGUCACAUAAUCCUUGCAAGGGACUCAUUGGUCGUACACACUGGGACAUAGAAAUAAUAGUUGAUGCAGAAAGAAAAAGAUAGUACUAUAUAAUAUAUCCAUUGCAUGAAGAAUGGAGUCUACUAGACUUGAGAGUAGCUUGCUUAUACAUUUUAACUAAUUCUACUAGUGGAGCUAAACAUAUCCACAUAAUGGCUUUUAUUUAUACCUAAUACAGUGAAACUUCCUUAAUAAACAGUCUCAAGGACAACAAAAAAAAAAUUGUAUUUUAGAGAAAUUUGUUAAAUAGAAUUACAUAUUCUUAAAUUAGUUAAUUUUACAUAUAUAUUAUCUUUUUAAUCUUUUUCAAUUUCUUUAAUGGAAGUAAGUUGUAUUAAUAUUUCACUAUGUUUUAUCAAUUAUUUUAUAUGUCUAUGGAUGAGAUUCACUUAAAAAUCACAAUAAUUUCCAAAUUUUUAAGCAUAUAAUGUGCAAAGACAAUAGAAUAAUGUAGUUUUACAUAACAUAUAUAUAAUAAUAUGAUGUAAUAUGGAUGUAUUACAGGAAACAUAUUUUAUGUUUAUACAUUUUUCAUACAUUAUACACUGUGUAUCGAUAAAUAUAUUUAUUAAAUAGUUUGAAAAAAAGACUGUAAAAAAAAUCAUUUUAAUUUGGCACCUACCUUUUUUUAACCCAAUUUUUCACAUAUUGGGCUAACAAUACCUACACUGCAAUUAAAUAAACAUGUUUACUUUGAACUAAAUUAAUAUACUUACAACCAAAUUCUAAAUUAAUAAUUAAUAUGAAUAUUCCUUUAUAUCCUUGAUAAAAACAUAAUUUUAAAAUUUUAAAAUUAUUAACUAUUAUAUUACCUUUUUUGGUAAGUAUUAUAUUUAUUAGAAAACUAAAGGUAUUUGCAAAUAUACUAAUAAUUAUAAUUGUUCAUUAAAAAUAAUUUCUGAUUAUUAUUUUGUAUGUAGUUGAUUGUCUCUAAUAGUAAUUAACUACCUAGUAAGGGAAAAAUUAGUUAAUCAAUUUGUUAUCAGUGCAAUUAAAUUAUCGACACUUAAAUUGUAUAAUAAAUAAUACUAUUGUAUGAUUUGUAUAUGAUAAUAUCAUUGUCAUUAAUAUUUUAAAAUAUAUAUUAUUAUAUAUGUCAUCUCUUUUUUAGAAAAUGGACAAUGAUAAAUCAAAAUUGUCCAUAGAUAAAGCUGACGAAAUGGACAUUGACGAUGAUCCAUGUUCUGAUGAAGAUGUUGAUAAUGGGGCGCCUAUGCUAGAUGAUGAUGACGAUGAUGAUGAUGACGAAGAUGAUGAUGAUAAUGAAGAUAUGGAUGAUGAUCCAGAUUAUCAAGAAGAAGAUGGCUCUCGUGUUUCCACUGAGGCUGCUUCUAUAUCAGUAGAUGAAACCUCUUCUAAUCAAACUCCAAUAGACAUCUCUAUUAAAACAGAAGGUAUAUUGUAUUUUUAAUAGAUAGGUCUGUUUGCGGUGUAUAUGUAUGUUUUAAAUUGUAUAUAUGCAGAUAAAAUUAAUUUUUGUUCAAUAAACUUAUUAAAAUAAUUUAUCAAAUGUACAAUGUACAUACAAGCAUAUAAUAAACAUCUAUAACAUUCGUAUUUAAUACUUAAUUUUAUGUACAAUUGAGUGAAAAUGUUUAAAAUGCUUAUUUUUAGAAGGCCAUUUUGAAGAAACAACAUCAUGUUCACCUGUUAGGAAUACUAUUGCACCUACAUCUUAUGGUAGUCCUUUACAAAUGAAAAAAUUGAAUUUAAAAAUUAAAAGAUGGAGAAGGUAACUAUGUAAAAAAAAAUACUUUUAUUAAAAUAUGAAUACUAAUUCAAAUUAUAUUAUAGAUUUAAAACUUAGUUACCUAAUAAAAUUGAUUAUUUUUCUUAAUAGGGAGGAUGUUGAAAUUAAAUCUCCAGUUUCUCGAAUGGAUGAAAAUAUUCCUGCUUCAUCUUUGGUCGACCCUACAGUUGAUGACAGAAGUGUAUUAUUUCAAGAAACUUGGUAAAUAUGCUUUGAUAAUUUGUUAUGAUUGUCUUUACUAAUAUUUCAAUUUUUAGGCCGGGAAAAGUCUGUGCAUUUUGUAAUUUAGGAGAACGAAGCCAAUUAGGACAAGGGUCACUUUUAAGAUUAGAUUGGGGAAAAGAAUUUAAAUCAGCAUUGGAUGAGUUUAAUAAACAAUUAAUAUCUAAACAACUUGCUCCAAUGCCAUUGCAAUCACCAACUGCUGAAAUGGCACCUACUGUACAGUAUAGAAGACAAAAAUCGGCUGCUAAAUUUAAGUGAGUUUUAAUUAAUACUUAUUAUUCAUUUAUAAUUAUUACCAGUUAACAAAAUUGACAUAUGAAAAUUAAUGUGAUCUUUAUGCUUCAUUAGUUCUUAUUUUAUUAAUUAUAUUAUUUUAGACAACAACAAUUUUCAACUAGUAGUUUUGAACCCGUGGAUGAGCUCAGUGUUAUUGGUCACUUGGAUAUUCCUGACUUAAGUUUGAUAUUUGAACAAAACGAGUCAAAUGGUUAUGUUUAUGUUCAUCAGUUUUGUGCUACUUGGACCCAAGGUGUAAAAUGUGAUACUGCUGAUUCGUUGGAAAAUGUGCCUGAAAAUAUUUUAGAAAGUUUAAUGCGACGGUGUACUUAUUGUAGUCACCUAGGUGCUAGUGCUCCAUGUACAUACACAAAUUGUUUGAAAUUUUUUCAUUACCCCUGUAUCUUUGCGUCUGCUUCAUUUCAAGAGAUGAGUGUACCAGCUUUAAUAUGCAAUUCUCAUCUGGACCAUGUUCCUUUAAUGGGUUAGUAUAAUAUUUAAAAUAUUGAUAAUAUACAUUUUUAUACUAAUAAUAAUUAAUUUUGUACUUUUAGAAUUAUCUGCUAAUGUUGCUUGCGGUAUGUGCUCAACUCUAGGAGAUGUUUCUAAUUUAAUGAUGUGUACAGUUUGUGGUAAUCACUAUCAUGGUGUUUGCAUUGGAAUAGCUCUACUCCCAGGUAUAAAUUAAAAAGAUAAGUUAAUUUAUAAAAAAAAAACUGACAUACUUCGCAAGUGGAUGGGCCACUGUUUUUAGGUGAGAAGUUGGGAAGGUAGUAGGGAAAUUUAAUGUAUAUUUGAAAGCAACAAUUAACCAUUGCUAACGAAAAACGAUUCUGAGUAGAGUUAAUAGUGUGGCUUUCUAAAUAUUAUUUAUGUCAUAUUAUGGUAAAAUAAUUAAAUAAGCAUUAAACAUUUUUUUUUUAAUAAUAUUUAAUAUUGUACCUAUUUUCCUGGUUUUCUCAUUUGUUAAAAAAAAAAAAUCAUAAAAUUACCACCCUAAAGUGCCACUUCAAUCAGAUUUCUUUUCAGAAAAAGUGCUAUCAUUAUACACCCAAGUAAAAUUCCUGGUAGAAAAAUUAUUCGCAGAUAAGAAAAAAAAAAAAAAAACCAAUAUAGUCCUUACUCUGUUCAAAAUCUAUUUUUCUUGGUAUGGUAGGAAAAUCAUAAGUUUUGGAUACGCAUGAUGAGGUAGCAUAGAAUAGCAUAUAAAAAGGCACUUAACUACUUAUCACUUAUAUCUACGUAUUAAUUUUAUUCUGUAAAAAAUGUACACUAUUUUAAAAUAAAAAAAAGCUAUAAAGUAAAUUGUAUGUUUUAAUUAAGGAGUAAGAGCUGGUUGGCAAUGUGGUAAUUGUCGAAUUUGUCAAGUUUGUCGGCAACCAGCUGAACAGACUAAAGUCAUGUUAUGUGAAGGCUGUGAUAAAGCCUAUCAUCCUGGUUGUUUGAGACCACAAGUGACAACUAUACCUAAAAUUGGAUGGAAAUGCAAAGUAAUUAAAAUUUAAUUUAAUUUUUUUAACAUCAAUAUCAAAUUAAAUUAAAAUGAUGUUAUUAUUCUUAUAAAAUUGCAUGUAUUUUUUAUGCUAUAGUUAUGUAUUAACUAUUUUAUUUCAGUGUUGUCGUGUGUGCACUGACUGCGGUUCUCGUACCCCAGGUGCAGGAUUAUCUUCUCGAUGGCAUGCCCAUUAUACAGUUUGUGAUUCGUGUUAUCAACAACGUAAUAAAGGUUCUUCUUGUCCACUUUGUCAUCGAGCAUAUCGAGCUGCUGCUCAUCGAGAAAUGGUUCAAUGUAUAUCAUGUCGAAAAUAUAUCCAUGGUGCUUGUGAUCCUGAGGCUGAAUAUAUAACUAGCCAUAGUAAAAGUUCAGCGUCUGAGUAUAUGUGCCCAAUAUGUAAAAACGUUGUGACCCAACGUCGUGAUGGUUUUGAUGAACUUGGAGAUUCAAAUAGCUCAAUUGAUCUUUUGCAACCUGAACAUGAUACAGAAUACAAUAAAGUAUGUACCUUUAAAAUAGUAAUAUUAUUGAAUAUUAAGUUACGAAUAUUAUAUUUUGUGUUAUAGAAUAGUAAAGAUUUUGAUGAUGGUCGAACGGUUAGUGGUUAUGGUUUAGGCAAAGGAAAACCAUAUGCUGCAAGUAAAGUAGCUAAGAAAAGAUUAUUGUUUUCUGGUUAUGCUGGCCGCUCCAAAGGAUUAGGCAAAUUAAAUGCUGCACUAAAGCCCAUGUACCAGAAAAAAGGACAGCGUCCUGCUGAGUUUCCCAGAAAAAGACCUCGAGGGAGAAUGCGAGGGAUAUUUGGUGUACCAGGUCUUGGAUUACAAGUAAGAAUUUAAGAAACUUUCCAUUAAUGUUGUUGACAAUUUAUUUAUUUAUCCCUUUUUUAGAGACCUUUGUCUGAUGUGAGUUCCAAAAGUACAUCAAAUGAUGUUGAUCCUAGCAAUGAAAAUCGUAUUGUCUUAUGCUCGGCUAAGGAUAAAUUUGUACUUGGCCAAGAUAUAUGUGUGAUGUGUGGGUCAUUGGGUACUGACCAAGAAGCAUGUCUAAUUUCAUGUUCUCAGUGUGGUCAGUGUUAUCAUCCUUUUUGUGUCAAUGUCAAAGUGAGUUGGUAGAAUAACAAUUUUAUUUUUUAAGAAUUCUAUUUUUUUUUUUUCUUAAUUUAAUCUUACAGGUCACGAAAGUUAUUCUUCAAAAAGGAUGGAGAUGUUUAGAUUGUACAGUCUGUGAAGGUUGUGGACAACGUAAUGAUGAAUCUAGACUUAUACUUUGUGAUGAAUGUGAUAUUUCUUAUCAUAUUUAUUGUACUGAUCCAAAACUUGAUUAUGUCCCUAGAGGAACUUGGAAAUGCAAAUGGUUAGUAAUAAUUGGUUUAGUUAACUAACAUUUUUAAUUAUUUAUUUUGUUUAUAAAGGUGUGCACAAUGCUUGACAUGUGGGUCAAAUGAUCCAGGUUUCAAUUGUUCCUGGUUAAAUAAUUAUACUGAAUGUGGACCAUGUGCUUCGCGAAAUACUUGUCCAUCAUGUCAAGAAUUAUAUACUGAUAGUCAAUUAAUUAUUAAAUGUUCUCAGUGUGAUAGGUAAAUUUUAUUAUUUUGGUGAAAUUAUUAUUAUUAUUAUUAUUUUUAUGGGUCUUUAUUUUAGAUGGCUUCAUGGGAAAUGUGAUAAGAUUGAAAAUGAGGAUGAUGCUGAAAAAUGUGCUGAAGAAGAAUAUUGUUGCUUAUUAUGUCGCCCACGUGGAACGGCUCCACCACAUUUAACUCAUGUUUCCAGUCCUAAAAUGAAGCAGAAAAUAUCAUCGCGGGAUAAUAGUCCAGAUGGGUGUAGAGGGGUCACAAAUGAGUACUGUAUGGAUGGUAUUUAUUUAUCUGAAUCCGGGAUUCAGCAUAUGAAGUAUCUUACUAGUGGUAUAGAAAUAUCUCACCAACGUAAAAAGCGAAAAGAUAUGAAGAAAGCACAAAUGGAAAAAGAAGCUGCGAUUAUGGCAGCUAUUGAAUCUGUUGUGUGUAAUAGUAGAGGUAAAAUAUUAUUAAUUUUUAUUUGUUCUUUUAUAUUUUAAUGAUAAUAAAGAAUAUUAAUAGUUUUUUUUAUAGAAUUCACAACCAUUAAAAUAAUUGGAUUUUAUUAAAUUAUUUUUAUUUUAUUUUAGAUAAUAUAAAUGAUUCUAUAGAUCUACAUGAUGAUGUAUAUAAAAUGGAUUUUGAUGACAUCAAAGAAGAACCCAGUGAACCAGAACCAGUAUAUAAAGAAGGGAUGAUAGUUCCACCACGUGAUGAUGGCCGUACUCCAGAAGCACCAGAAGGUUUUAGUAUUUUGACAUUAGAAUCUGGAGUAAUGGUACUACGCCGAAAACGAGUUAGGAAUCUUCAAAAAUUGGGUAUUGGAGGAUUUGUAGUGAGAGGACGGAUGCCCCGAAUUAAAGAUAAAGAUGAAGAAAAUAUUCAAGAUGGUGAUGGUGAUGAUAACAAGCCUAGAAGAAAACCUAAUCGGUGGAGAAAACCCAAGAGUAAAAUUGCUGAAAAUUAUCCAAAUUAUAUACAAGAUGCAUUUUUUGGUCGAGAUUUAUUGGAUGCAAGCAAUGUUGCUGUGCAGAUUUUUGACAGUAGCGAGUCUGAAGAAGUAGAAGAAAAAGAUGAAGAUAUCAAAACUAUUGAUCUUUCUCAGGUUAGUUAUAUUUAAAUAAUAAUUUAUAAUAAGUUGUAGGUAAUAGUGCAUAUAUUUUAAAUGUCAAUUCAAUUUUUAAUUUAAGGCCGAGUUAAAAAUUAUGGAAGAAAUUAAAGUAAAACAACAGCUAACAAACGAAAUAACCAAGACAUGUUUGAAUAUCAAAGAAGAGAGGAUUGAGCAAAACGAGUCGCCAAAAAUUGUUGAAAAAGUAUGAUUUUAAAUAUAAUAUUUAUUAACAGUACAAUUAGAAUCUAAAAUAAUAAUAUUAAUUUUCAUAUUUACUUUCAGUUGUUAAAUAGAUUUAAUUUAAAUAAUAUUUAUUUCAUAAUUUUUUAAUUUUUGUACCCAUUUAAUUUUAAUUAUUUAGUUUAUUAAAUUAUAACAUUCAAGAUAAUUUUUAUUUUUAAAAACACUAAUGUUUUAUUAAACAAUAUUUUUGUAUAAUUUACAACAAAUUUUGUUAUAAUUGAAAUUUUUUUUUAAAUUUAUCUGCAGAUGACAUUUAAAAAUAUUUAAUAUGUCCUAAACAUUAUUAGUGGGAUAGGCGAUAGACAUUACUAAGGCUCGUAUACUAUAAAAUUCGUUAUUUUUUUUAUGGAAUAUAGAUAAAAAUAGAGCUAUAUUUAUGUUAUGUAUAUGUUUUAUAUUUCUGGUAUUUCAAAUAUACAAUUUUAUAUUACAUGUUAUUCUAUAUUUGAUGCAUUUUAGACUUUAAGUGUUAUUUUCUAGUUGAGGUGCAUUUUUUUGUUGAUAUGCACAAGUACGAUUUAUUGUGUGGUUUUUCAUAAAUUUACUUUAAAUUAAAUGAAUAUAGUGGUACCAAUUGUUACCAAUUAUAUUACUAUUAUAAAAUGUAAUAUUUAGUAUUUUUACUUUUGUAAGCUACUAAUUCAAAAUUAUCAAAAAUUUUGAAUAUUGGACAAUAAUAAUAAAAAAAAAAUUUUAUCACUGCUAUUUUCUAUGUUUUCAGGGCAUAUUAAAGCGCAUACAUUUUGAGAUUUUUUUAGUAAUAUAAUGUAUCUUUCAAUACCUUAUUGUACUAUAAAAUCUGAGCUUAGGUCAUUAGUAUUUGAAAUAUGAUUGGAAAUAAAAAAAAAAAUUAAAUUAAUAAAGAUUUUGAAAAAUUAAAUUAAUAAAGAUUUUGAAAAAUUAAAUAAUUUAUAUUGAGAAAUAAAUUAAAAAAUUGGGCUGUUUUAUUUUAAAUAUCUUUUGUACAUAAAAUAUAAAGUAAGUUCUAAUUUUCUGAUAUUUCUUUAUUUUCAGAUUCAGAAAAAAGAAAUUUCAUCUACGAAUGAGAAAGAUGCUUUGAAAGAUAUUUUGUUAUCAGAUAAUUUAUUAGAUUCAAUUAUGAAUGAACAAACUACUAAUAUUAAGACAGAAAUAGAAGGUACUUGCAUUAUAAUUUUUAUAAUUUGCAUUAAUACUUUAUUUUGUAAUUUUUUUUAGAUACAGGUUUAAUAGUUGAAGAUCCACCUGACUUGAGUGAUAAUUGUUCAUCAGCCCAAAAAGACGAAUUUAGUGAAAUUUUAGGUUCUCACUUUAACCUUGACUCAAUGGUCAGAGAAACCGGUAAGUUUUUAUUUUUAAUUAGGAAUGUGUAUUAUAUGGUUGCAGUCAAGUGUAGUUGAGAAAUGUGAAUGUGAUUGAGAAUGAUAUGAGGAUGGCGGGUGUAUGUAAGUAUAAUGUUAGGGUUCGAGUCAAGUGUAAGUUUAGGACAAGUGUGGCUGAUCCCAAAUAGUUUGGAUGAAGGUAAAGGAAAAGAAGAAGAAUGUGCAUAUAAUUGUAUUAAAAAUAUUAAAGAGGUUUCUUUAAUGCAGCAGUUCCUAAAUUGUAUUAUUUUCAAGCGUACCCAAAAAUAAGAAUAUAUUCUCACACCUUCCAGGAUUGAAUAAUAUAUUGAAUAAAAUGGGUUCAAAAUUAUUGUUUUUGCGUUUAUUCCCAUAUUAUUAAUAUAUAUCAGUCAGGAAACAAUAUUAGAUAAAUUUAUAAAUUUGAUCUUGUGUAACUAAAUGUAAAAAAAAAAAAUAUAAAAAAAUGUAGGGAAUUUAAUUUAUUUAAAGUUGUCUGUGUGAUAAAUUCAAAUAAGUUUUUAGAAAUUUUACUUAAAUUUUUAUACUGAACGAAUGUUAAUUUAAUAAAUCAAAAAUUAGCCUUAUAUAUUAUUAUUAUAUCUAAUUUAAUAAUUAGAUUUAUAUGUUUUUAUUGUUAGAGGGUAUAUAUUUUAUUAUUAUUUAUUUCAUUGAAAAGAUAACGGGCCCCACUGAACAGGUUUGUGUGGGAGCAUUAUGUUUAUAAAUUAUACAUUGAUUAUAUAUUGACACAUUAUUUAUAUCUUAAAUAUAAUAUACUGAGUAACAUAAGUACAUUGUACAAUUAUGGUCUACGUAUUAAGGCUUCAUUGUUAAUAAUAAUAAUAAAUUUGAAAAAUCAUUUAUUCUAAUUGUUUUUUGCUAUUAAUCUUUUUUCAAUUACUCUGUAAUGUAAAGGGUCAUACAUAAAGUAAUAUCAUGAAAGUAAAAAAAAGACCCGAUACUCUUGAUGGAUGUUUUACUUUUGGCAGAAUAGGAUACAUAAAGAAUAUCUGUACUAAAAAAAAAACCAUUGUCAACAAAAUACAACAUUCAAAUAGAAUAAAUACAAAUUUUUAAGUAAAGGAUGUGGACUAGAUUAUUUUUUUAAAAAUAGGUUUUAAAUGUAAUUUAGUUUACAAUGGUUUACUUAUUCUGACACUUUAUUAAAAAGUGCAUUCAAUUAUAAGAAAGUUUCACAGAAACCUUAUGUUUGCCUUUUAUGAAUGUGGUCAAAUUUUCAAAAGAUUUGAGUUAUUUUUAAGCUACAAAACAUUUUAAUUUUGCAAGUUUAAUACAUAAUAUUUAUUCAGUAGGUACUCAGUGGAUUAAAUUGUUAAACUUAACAGAAAUGCUUGACAAUUUUACAGGAGGUUUAUUAUAAGUGGCACUUGGUGGUUAACAAGAAAAAGUUGAGGUUAAUGUAAUACAUUUUUUUUUACAUAAUUUUAAUAUCAAAUUUUGACAAAAAUCAUAAAUAUUACAGUCUUUUAUAUAUGUAUAACCGAACUUCGCUCAGAAUUGUUUUUUCUUUAGCAAAAAUUUAGCAAUCGAUAUACAUUAAAUUUCCCUCUAUAUCCUACCUUUCCAAUUUCUCACUUAGUAAGUGAGAACAAUACUCAACAGUAGCCCAUCCAUCGUGCUAAGCAUGUUUGCUAAAUAGUUUUUUAAAUACCUAAUUGUUAAUUGACAUAAUAAUAACAACAGUAAUCAUCAAAAAAAUGUCUAUUAGAAAUUACUAAAAACGUAUUUGAGUUAAUUUAUUAAAACAAAUUUUAAUUUAAAUAUUUAUUAGUUUUUUUUUAUCAUUUUUAUUUAUGAACGUAUAACCUAAGAUAUAAUAAUUGUAGAGGAUAACAAUGUUAUUAACCCUCAAGGAGUACGUGCCUUUUUUAAUGUACAUAGUUAUUUAGGGGUCUAUCAGUAUUUCUAAAAAUUUGUAAAAUAUAUAAUGUGAGUUCAUUUUUUUUUUUAUUCAAAUACGUAAUAAAAAAUAUAUAAAAAUGCAUUUACGUGUAAUGAAAAAAAAAAAAAUAAAAAUAAAUACAAAACUAUUUCAUUGUUAUUCUUUUUUUUUUUUUUUGUAAUAUUUAAAUUUUAUUUUUGAUGAGAGUUAAUUAGACCCCCACAUGUCUGUUCAAGGGCUUAUAGGCUAUAUUGAAAAACAUAUAAUAAGUGAUAAUAGUAAUAGUAGUAGUACUUACAACAGAAUUAACAAUACACAUAACCUUAGACAUUUAGCAAAAUAACAAUAUUAAUUUAAUUUAUCUAAUAGUUAUUAACUUAAUUACUGAAGUAAAUGGUUAUAAACAACCAAUAUUUUUUUAAAUAUAUAUAGUUCAAAAUAGUUAUAAACUUUUUGUCUAAUUUAUAUCUCUUAUGUAUGUUAAUAGAUAGUAAAAUGAUAGAAAUUAAUGAGAUAAGUUAAAUAUUAUAUAAAUUUAAGAAUGUAAAAAUAUAUUGAUUAGCACUUAGAAUUGUAAUGUGUUGGUUUUGAAUCAGUUUAAUUAAUUAUAAUUGUUUUCCCAAAAAAACAUAUUUAAAAUUAAUUUAUACAGUUUCAAUAUUGUUGGUUUCUUCUUUUUGAAAUGGAAAGUGUUUCAAAACUUCACAUAGGUUUGGAAAUCCUAUUAAUGUUUUAUUCAUCAAUUUAGCUACCUAUUAGAAAUAAGGGUGAAUGACCUACUGCGUACAUAUUAAUUUAUUUAAAUGUAAAAUAAAACAAUGAAUUUGAGAUUAUAAAACACAAAUUUGCAGUCAACCUUUGGUUACACAAGAAUUUUGUAUUUCAGGAGAUUAAAUAUUUUACAUUAGUAUUAUAGAUUAUUUUAAAAUUGAAAUGUGUAAAGCUUGUUUUUAAUUUAAUAUGUUUUAUGUUUAAUAAAUUAUUCAUUUUUUUUUCUUAUUGUCGUAACGACAUUUUAAAAUAGUCAAAAUGAGAUAGUAAACAGUUAAUUAAAUUUAAUUACAUUUACAUUCAAAACUGUCUAUGAAACAAAAUUUUACUCUAUUUAAGGUUUGCCAAAUAUGGAUAGUAAAGAUGUUGAAGAGAUAUUUAAAGUUGUUUUAACUGAUGAUGCGUCACAAGAAUCUCAAGAUCCAAAUAACUCAAAUAUGUUAUUAAUGAGUAACAAUAAUAUGGGUGUUAUCCCACAAACUCAAAGUGGAGUUGUUAUGGUUCAAAAUCAGAGUCAUACACCAAUAAUGUCUCCAUCUCGUACAGGUACACAAUUUACAGCCGAGUUUUAAAAUAUUGGUUAUUAAAUAAAAUUUGUUUAUUUAGGCUUGCCAACUAGUAUGUCUCGUGGAAAGGUACCAGCACCAGCAUUACCACCAGUAGUUACCAAUAUGCCUUCUCCUAUAUAUCCUGCAAUGUCACCAUAUCAUUCUGAAUAUAGCAAGUGAGUAAUUAUUAAAUUACAUCCAUUAUACAUAAUUGUUAAGAUUUUAAAAUUUCUAAUAUAUAUAUAUGUAUUAUUUUAUGAAACUCCAUAGUAGUCCAUCCCAAUUUAGUCCAGCAUUUUCUGAACCUCACAGUCCUUGGGUUCAAAAUAGUGGUGGUGAAGACAGUUUAGAAGGUGUUGGAUCUCAGUCAUCAGCAUUAAAUAAUAAUCAAAGAAAUUCUCAAAAAAUGGAAGCAGAUGAAGCUUUAGGAUCCAAAGCUACAAUAUCAGCUGUACUUUAUGCUAAUCUUACUCAUCCUGAAUGGAAAACAGAAUUUCCUUGUAUGUUACAAACUUAUUCCAUACUUUUUGUAUUAUAUUAUAUUAUAUAUCUUACUAUAAGUAUAAUAUUUUUUUUAAAUAUAUCUAGCUUGGCCUGAAAGAUCUAGACAAAUAUUAAAAAAAUGGAGAACAUUAUCUCCAGAGCAAAAAAGUCCAUUUUUGUUAAAAGCAAGAGAAAACAGGACUAAUCUAAGACAUAAAAAAGCACAGCAGGUAAGCGUUAAUAUUUUUGUGCAUUUUUUAUUCAGAAAAAUUAAUUAUAUCAUAAAGCAUUUCACAAAGGUUUAUGCAAAUUAUGAAAUAAAUUUAGCAUUCAUCGUGGGAGCUUUACAAUCAUAUUAAGUGGGAUAAAUUUAUAAUGUACAUUAAAAACCGUAAUUAUAUAUUAUAAUUCCUUUAAAAUUCCUCUACUUGAAAGUAAAGCUUUUUAAAUGGGGCUUAAGUUAAAAAUUUACCUAUUUGUGUGUGCUUAUGUGACUUGGCCAAAACGCUUUUGGUGUUAAUAUAAAUUAUGAUAAAACAUCAUAUUAUCUAUCCAUAUGUUUUAGGCCAAUCACAAAUUACAGCGUUUUGCACAUUUUUGGGAUUCAUUGAAAACAGAUAAAUUAAAACAAUAUUGGUUUUAUAUUAUUGGUUAUGUCUAGCUGUUGAUUAAUUUUAAAGCACUAGUAAUUUUUACACUUGCAAUUUUUAGAUUUAAACAAUUCACAUAAACCUAAAUAUGUUAAAAAUAGAAUUAUAGUUUCAGGAUCCUAAAGUUAAAACUAUUUUAAGUGUUAUCCUAUUUAAGUGUCCACCUUUUUCCUAGGAUUAAGCACAUAGAUUGAUUCUUAUACUUUUACUAGUAUAAUAUUUCUUGAAAAUAUUUUAUAAAUAAUAUUAUUUAUUAAGAAAAUAAAAUAAAAAAAUUUAAUAUUUAAUAAAUAUUAUAUAUUGAUUUGGUUAUUUGGGUGUUCAUUUUGUAUGUGACUAGGUUUAAUAUACGACUUAUUUAUUGUACAUGCACUUGCUUAUCUUUAAAAUGUUAAACAAGGUGUUCAUUCUAAAUAUUUGGGAUUGACCUCUCUCGUCCAAAACUUCCACUCGACUUAGUCUCUAACAUCACAUACACUGGUUGUUCUAAUAUUCUCAAUUGUACCCAUUCACUUUUUUUUUCAGUUUUUCUCUCUCUUGCUUUCCUCCAUGUUUACUAUCAUUAAAAUUCUUAUUGCUUUGAUUCAUCACUUCUCAUGACAUACCUAAACCAUAGUCUAUUUUCUUUCAUUUUGUUUAUUAUUGAUGCCACGGCUAAGCUACUUCAUAAGUACUCAUUCCUUAUCUUAUUUUUCUUGUCACUUCACUCAUCCAUCUAACUAUUUUCAUCCUUUCUACACUUGUUUUCUGUUUUAUUUUUCUGUUGUUCAUUCUGAACCGUACAACAUAGUCGGUCUCACCUUACAUUAGUAGAACUUACCUUAAUAUCUCAUUGGAACUAUCUUGUUACACAAAACACCUGAUUCUUCCUUUUACUUUAUCUAACCUACUCUUCAUUCAUUCUAUGUUUCAUAUUCUCAUAAAACGCCACUGUUCUUUUGCACAAAAGAUCCUAGGUACUUAAACAUUUUCCUUAGUCUCAAUUCUUUAAAUACUUUAUACUCUUCAUUAUUCAAGCCUAUUGUUAACUUCCAGAUUUUCCUGUUGUCCCUUUGUACAUCCGAGAGGGGACAACCCGUCUUUGUUUUGUUUAGAACUUCUCAUACUGUUUGACUUUAUUUUAUAUAGACUUUCAACUUGACACAAUCUUCUAAGAAGAAGAGUUAUCUCUUACAACAGGUAGUAGUACAGUGGGAGUAUUCUGAUCCCCUGCCUCGGGGAUUUUGUAAAUGCUUAUUAAAUUACUUUCAUAUAAUUUAUUAUAAUGUAUAAAACAAACAAUAUUUUACCUCGUACUCUGAUCUAAUUCAUAUCGUGAAAAAUUUACAAGGUCACAUCGGCCUGAGUAUUCCAAUAAUAUAACAAUCAUAUUACAUAUACUUUAUCGUUUUUAUUUAAUUUAAUAACUUACAUACAAUAUUAUAUAACUCUUAAUAUUCAGAGCAACUUGUAUAUCUUUAUAAUUUUAUUAUAACUAUAAUAACUGGUUUUUACCUAUGUGUAAACUUACCUAUUACGUAUGUUUGAAUAAAUGUUUCUAGUUAAAUUUUUAUCAUAAUAUAAUAAACCAAUUUUUGUUAUAAAUAUCAUAGUGAUACAAUGAUGUAUACCAAAAAAAGCAAUUGGUGAAAUGUAGAAAUCAUCACUAUACGACUACACUUAUAGUGAUUUUUUUUAAUAAACACUUUUUUGUUAUUUUUGUUUUUUUAUCAUUAAAUAUGAUCAAUAAUUUCUCAAAACAAAAAUUAUUGGUACUUAAUAGGUCACAUAUUUAACAAAUACCUUUUUUUGAUUUAAUUUUAAAUAAUUGUAUGGUUUUAAUAAUAGUGAUAGUUAUAAAAAAAAAAUAAUUCAAAGAAAUAUAUUAAUCUAAGUAUUAUUGAUUUAAGAAUCUUUUUUUGUACAUAGUUGUAUACAACUAUAAUGAAAUCUUUUUUCUUAGGUUUCAAUAAUUAUUUAAAGAAACGGCAUUUUCAAAAUGUUAUUUUUUUCCUUUCUAAAAAUAAAAUGUGUUUGCCAUCGUAAGAGUGUUAGGGUCUUAAGUUGAUUUGUUCUCAUUGUAUUGCUUUUGGGAUUUGUUUCUUUAAUGGCACCCGUUCUAUAACAACAAACAGGCCGUGAAGGAUGACAGUACCAGUGGCGACAACCGGACCAGUUCAACAUCUAGUGCUACCCAGAGUCCGACGAUUAACAAUGGAGAGGUGUGUCCCACCAAAGAACUGAUGCAACCCGCAAUACUAAUUGCCGCUGGUGAUGGUCAUACUAACUCACAAUCCCCUCAGCCUACUGAUCCUGAGCUUGAACCUAAUCCACCUCAGCAAACAUUUCCUACUACUAUUCCUACUCAUCCAUCAACAAUACAAUACAUACCAGUUUUACCUAACCCUCCAUCACCUAAUCCUGUUAAUUUACGUACAAUUCACAUUAUUCCUGCUGAAAAAAAUUCUACUGAACCAAUUCAGUAUCAAUAUGUGGCAUCAGGGUCAUCUGAAAGGGGCACUUUGCAUUAUCCACCAAAUAGUAUUCACAUAAUACAAACAGUUCCGUCGUUAAUAAUGUCCAAUUCAAUAUUAGCUACAUUAGACACUAAAAAUCAAACUGAUUCACGUAAUAACUUAUUACAUAUAAUCACAUCACAGCCAACUGGCACAAUACGUAAUGUUCAGUUGGUAAGAAAUGAAUCAUCAUCAGCUGGCACUGAGGGAGCUAAAACUAACAUAACCGCUAGCAGUACUAACAAUUCAGUCAGCACUUCACCUCCGCUGUCUGACCAACAAAUACGCGUACUAACACCAUCUGAGAUAAUGCGCACACUCCCGUCCCUUGGUCAAGAGACUUAUGACCCUGUGGUGAGCGUUCACUUGCACGUUCUGGGAAAUGAUUUUCUUUGGAUAUUUAUCAGUUCAGCCUAUUUCUUCUUCUUUUUUUUUAAUAAAUACAUUUAUUUUUUAUUUUUAGUAUACUCCCAGCUAAUCGUAUAUGCUUCUAAAUCCAUAAAUAAUUUUUAGUAUUUACUAUCUAAUAUUUUUUAAUGACCUAAGUUAUUUUCAUUAUCUCGUGUUCAGACUAUAAAAUGCUGUUAUCGAUUUGCAUUAGGUAUCUUAACAUUAUUAUUAACUUAAUAUUGUUUGGUGAUGGAUUUAAAUGAUAGUAAUAUUAGGUUGAUAUUAUAAUUGUGUUCAGAAAGUAUAGGCCAAAUUAAAUAACUUUAAUAAUACGUUGAAAUAAUAUGAUAAUAAAAUAUUUAUUUACUAGGUAUCUUAAUAAAGAUUCAAUAAAUGCAUUAACUUUUGCUCCGUUCAAUAUUUUCAACUUUUUUUUAUAAUAAUUUAUAAAGCUUUGCUAUGAUUACUUUAUUUUAUAUUUUUCAAAAUUAAGAAUGAAAGUUGUUUUUACAAAAUCCAAAAUAGCCAUUUUAUAAUUUUAUUGAAAAUAUAGUGAUUUUGAAACAAAAUUUUGGUAUUGCAAAUAUUUACUAGUAAUGAAUCGUUAAGCUUCUAAAAUGUUUGGAAGUUUACAAACAUUAUUAAUAAAAAAAAUUUGUAUUAUGUAAUAGUAUCAAUGAAAAUAAUUAAAUUAUCUUAACCUUUAAAAAAUAUUAUUGAUCAAUUCAAACAUUUUUCAAUGAAAAAUAAAUUUAUUAAUGAUGUUUUGUGUUUGUUUCAUGUUUACUAUGACAAAGCAUUAGUAAAAAGAAAAAUGAUUUUUUGUAAAUUUAAUGAUUAAUCGUUGGUAAUAUAUGUAACACCAAAAUUCUGUUUUAAAAUAUAUUUAUAACAUGGCUAUCUUGGAUUUUAUAAAAACAAUUUUUUUCAGCAAUUUAAAUUUUUAUUUUAAUUUAAAAAAUAUAAAAUAUAAUAAUAAUAAUGAACCAGAUCAAUAGUUUUGCUUAUGUGUUGAAUCUUCGUGAGACAUGUAUCAUCAUAUAUAUUUAUAUAUAUAUAUUUGUUAAAUUCUUUGGGAUUUGAUUAUAAUAAAUAAUGAUUAAAUUUUAAAUACAUACAUAUAAUUGUAUUUGAAAUAGUCAUGAUUAAACUGCAUUACAAUCUUUGUAUACAUUUGUAUGUAUAUAUCUUAUAAAAAAAAACAUAUUUAAAAAAAUUAAAUGAUAGUUUUUAUAUUAUUGCACAUUAUUUUGAACCUUUUAAGUACAUACAAAUUUGGAUUUAAAUUAUAAUUGAGAUAUAUUUUAAAGGAUAUUGAACAAUAAUUCCUAAUUGACAUAAGUUUUUAUAUUUGGGAUAUAUUUUCUGACACAUUUAUUCUUUAAAACUAGUCUAAUAAUUGCUGUAGAAAAUAAUUUUAAAAUUUUAGCAUGUCGUGUGGUAGAUUUUGUAGAAUACAAAGCUUAUUUUUAAUUUGAGUAGUUAGUUGAAUUAGUCGGUGUGUGGAUAAUACUUAAUAAAUAUAUUUUGUACUAUAUCAAUAAAAAAUUAUAUAUUAUUUAACAAAAUCUAGUUUGUGGAUGUAAUUUAGUAGGGCUACACAAAAUUCAAAAUAGUAUUAUUAAGUAAAUAAUGUAUUUUUCUGUAUGAAAAAAAAAAAAUGGGUGUCUGGUGAAAUUUCUUCUAAAUUUAUGAAUUAAUUAUAAUUUGUUUUUCUAUUUUAUUUUUGUUUAUUUUUUUUUGUUUCGUCAGAUGCAUUAAUAAAUAAAUAAAAAAAAAAUUUGUUUAGCUUUUAUUCAUAUUUGUUACUUCAUAUUAAUCAAAUUGAUUGUUUACUUAUUUGUAUAGAGUAUUUUAAGAAUAUCAUUAACAGUUAACUCUUUAUGGUAAUAGGAUCAAGAUAAAAUGAUGUCUCAACAGAGAUCACGUGAAGCAGAAAAUGAACGUCAGUGGAAACAGUUACAAGCAAUGCGACAACAACAGACACAAGCUGCUCAGCAGCAGCAAGUAAUGCAAGAUCAACGUAAUCAAAGUAAAUUAUAUAAUAAACUGUGUAACUAUUUUAUUUUUAAGUAAUGAUUUUAAUUAGAAAAUAUUUGUAUAUUUUCCUAUUUAUUUUAAAGUUUAUCAAAGAGUACCAGUUCAUCAACGAAAUCUUUCUAUUGAUACAAAUCAGUUUACUAAUUCUGACCAACAAGUGCUGGUGCAUGCAUCAAAUUUAACUACACAGUUACAAGUUUCUACUAACCAGGUAAUAUGAAUUAAUUGGUUCAUUUAAUGUAAUACUAUUUUGAACUCAUAAAUUCUUAUUAAUUAAUAGGAUGGUUCAUUAACUCCACUGCAAAGUCCAAGUAGUGUGAGUUCUCAACAACAAUCUAGGUCACCUUAUCCUUCACCAGUUCUUAAAGUUAGUAGAGUUGUGAGUCCAGCAUCAGCAUCACCAUCACCUCAAUAUUCACGGACUCAGCCGACACCUGGACCAACCGACCUAUUUAGUCCACCAAUAUCUACAACUUCGGUAGUUCCACAACAAAGAAAUGUCCACUAUCCAACAUCACCUAGAGGUCGAGAAGAUGUUUUUUCAUCACCUCAAGCAAAUCAUGAAAUGACAAGACAUUUGAGAGAAUUACUUCAAAGACAGCAAUUUAAAAAAGAAACUCCUGCUGAUCAGCGAAUUUGGAAUCCAGAAGAUACAUCAAAUCAAGAAAUUACCUCCCAAAAUGUACCAAGUCAAGAAUUUGAAACUUCUUCUGGACCAACAUUCCGUCAACCUUUACCUCCAAGUGCUGUUAAAACUCAACGUUUGCCUUUUCAGCAAAUGGGAGCUCCAAAUGCUCCUAUGGUUAUUCGUCACCGUGUACAAGAUCCAAAGUUACAAGUAAAAUUAUACUCAUAUAUUAAUUUAUAUGUAUUAUAAAUUAAACUUUUCAAAUGUAAUUUUUAGUUAAUAGAUCCUCGGUUUCGAUUGUUGAUACAACAGCAAAGAUCUACUACUGGGGCAGUUAUUAAUAAUAGCAUGAAUACUUCCCAAUUUGGUGUAUCCAAUAUUAAAAAUGCUAUCACCCAACAAGCAUUGACUCAACACAAUUCUAGGCCUUAUGAAAUAAUGCAACAACAGCAGCAGCAGCAGCAGCAGCAACAGCAACAGCAGCAGCAGCAGCAACAGCAGCAGCAGCAGCAGCAGCAGCAGCAGCAGCAGCAGCAGCAACAACAACAACAACAACAACAACAGCAACAACAACAACACCAACAAUUUUCAGGUAUAAGUUUAUGUAAGAUAUACAGGGUACCCCACGAUGAUCUGCCACUUGAAAUAACUUUUGUUCUAUUCAAAAUCUCUGGUAUAUAUAUAUAUUUUUUUAAAUAAUUAAUAUGUUUCUACGCUAUAGUUUAUAUUUGAACUUUUUUUUAAGGGGGAGGGGGACUUAAAAUAAAAAAGUUUAAAUUUUACUAUAGUUUUUUUAAAAAAUUCAAAAUAGCUAUUUUGUAAAAUAGUUUUUUAAAAAAUUGUUGGCGGUUGAAACUUGUUAAAGUAUGGUCUUUUAUUUUCUAAGAUUUUCUGAAAAUAUCUAUUAUAUGAUAAUAUUAUUGCAUGAUAUUAACUCAAGGAAAAGAAAAUCCUUGUUAUGUGUUUUGACUAAUAAGUGAUUAAUUAGUACUGUAUAGAAUAACCUUACUACUAUAGGUAAUAUUCAUAUUUGCAAAAACUUAAAAAAAAUUGCAGAAAAUAAUAGACCAUACUUUAAAAAGUUCCAACCACCAACAAUUUUCUAAAAAACUAUAGUAAAAUGUUCAAUGUUUUAUCUUAAGACUCACUACUAAAAAAAAAAUGUUUAUAUAUAAACUGUUGCGCAGAGGCAUACUAAUUAUUUAAAAUAUAUACACAUCAAACAUAUUAAAUAGAAUAAAAGUUAUUUCAAGUAGCAGAACAUUAUGAGACACUCUAUAUAGUAAAAUAUGUAUAAAUAUACAAGUAUUAAUUAUUAUUUAAAUACAUUUUAUUUUUUUAGUUGUAGAAAGAUCUGAAACAAGCUUAGAUCAAAAAUAUCAAGCUCCAAUUAAUGAAGUUUCAUCAAUAAUUAACGAUCCUAGUUCUAUGUCUCAAUCUAUCGUCAGUCAAAAUGUAUCCGUUGGUAAUAGGCAUAAUAAUUUAUUACAUCAAUCUCAACAAAAUUCUAUUAAUGGUAUUACAAUAUAAAGUAUAUUUAAUAAAGUGCGGUUUUGAAUAUUCUAAUUAAUUUAUCAUAUAGGAGCUGACAAUGUUGAUAACAGAAAUGAAGAAAUGACAGAUAGUGUUACUGAUGAGUUGGAAAAACUUCAACAAGAAGGUGAUACAAACAAUAUCGGUGAAGUUGAUGGAGUAAAUGCCCUUUUAGGUGAUUUAGAUGACGAUGAUGAACUUUUAGGUAAUUUUGUAUGAAUAUUUUGUAAUUUAACUGUAUUAGAUUAAAAUUAAUUAAAACUAUAUAUUUAUGUAGCUGAAAUGGGAGCUGAUUUUAAUAUACUGGAAUAUGCUGAUCCAGAGCUUGACAAUUUAGAUUGUGGCAAUAAAACAAAUAUUUUAUAUGAUCUUGUUGAUGACGAAGAGUCCAAUAAGAGCACACACAAUAAAACAGUAUCAAAUGAUAAAUCUUCAGAAGAUAUGGAAACCAAACCUAAAGAAGAAGUGGAUAAUUUAUCAAGAUUGGGUAAUCUAAACGAUAGAAAAGAACAAAAUAGUGUUACUCAAGUAUUGGGAAUUGAAAAAUUUGAACAAGAUAUUAUUCACUCACCAAAAAUUGACAGUUCACCCAAUGUUGUUAAUUCACAAGUAAUGUAUUAUAUUAUAUGCAAAAUAAAAACAAAAUAUUUAAUUAAUUUUAAUUCACUCUAGAUUGUUCAAGAUAAUCAAUUGGUCAAUGUGUUGCAGAACAGGGAAAAUAUUAAUUUUAUGUCUAACUUUCCUGGGGAUAAUCCUUUACCCAAAAUGACACCUAUUGGAUCUGGUAAAAUACUUUAUAUUUCAUUAUUAAAAUCAAAUAAAUUAUAUAUAUUUUGUUUGUGUAUAUAGUCCCUGUACAGCAACAGAGAAUACUUCAAAUGCAGCGUACUGUUGUGCCUAAUCGUAUGAUGAAUGUACCCCAACAAAUUAUACAGCAAGGAACUGUUCAACAAACUAGACAGUUAGCGCCACCCCCGCCUUAUCCAGGACCACCACCACCAUAUCCUGGACAACAUCAGGUAAUUUUCAAUGUUUAUUUUAUCAUUUUUAUAGUGCAAUCGUUGUAGUUUAAUUAUUAUUUUUGUACCCUUCAGUGGUUUCUUUUAUUUUGCAUUUAGAUAUUUUUUUUUGUAGAUUCCCAGAAAAAAGCAUGCCUUUUUAAUAAAAUAUUUUCCCUGAUCUUAAAAUAAAUCAGUUGAAUUGAAAAUAAUGUUCAAUCAAAUUAUAAUCUUUUGAUUAACAUGUAUGAGUAAAUAUUUAACUGUAAAAAUAAGAAAAAGAAAAAAAAAUCUAACCUAUUUUUAAUCUAUUUUUGGAUGAAAUAUAUCUAAUUGAUGUGUUUGAUAUAAUAAUACGUAAUUAUUUGGGAUUUCACUAACUAAUGUGGCCCUUCAGGUCCGUAUGAGGGCUCCUUUAUCACACAGUGAAGUGGUACCACACGGUCUUAUGGGCGUUCAAAUGCAGAGAAGACCAUUAUUGCUUCAGGUAAUUAGAAGAAUUGAGAUGAUGAUAUGUCGUGAAAUAUUAAAUACUUCAAAAUAAAAAUGAAUUUAUAAUUUAUAUUCAUAAUAAAAUAAUACAAAUUAAUAAUAGUCACGUGCACUACACAAUAUCGUUAGAUGUGUUGUAAUUAAAUAACAUUGAAACCAAUUAUAAAUUUAACUCUGUUUUGACUCAAAAUAAAAAAAAUACAUUUCAAUUGCAUUGUAUUGAUAAUUAUUAAUAUAACCAAAUUUUAAAAGUAUCUAUUUUUAAAAGUAAAACAAAAAAUUAAAUCAUAAAAUUCAAAUUAAUUUAUUAUAAUAAAACACUUCAAAUAAUAUUUUUCAGUUUAAAAUCAAGAUCCUAAAAUGUAUAAAAUAUAAAUAACUUUUAUGAUGCAUACAAAAUAUUUUCAAUACUAUCUGUUUGCAGACCUCUUACAAGAAGUUUGGUUUACAAGUGUAUAUCCAGCGUUAUGUUUAAAAAAAUGAAAUUAAUAAAGGUCUGGGAAAAAAUGAUGAGUUUCUUAAAUGAUAUUUUUUUGUUGAAAAUAAUCAUUUUCUAAUUUAAGUAGCAGCAUUAUUUUAAUUGAAACUUCAGUACAUGUUUAUUUUUGUUUAUAUAUUUGUAGAAGUAAAAAUAUUAUUUGAAAUAAUCACAUAUUAAAUAUUGAUAUUUUUUGAGUCAAAACAUAGUUGUGUAGUAUAUUUUAUACUUGGUUUUAUUCUCACUAUUCAGCUCACUAAAUUCGGCACUAAUUUGUACUUUAAUGUUAAAGUCCUUAACCAAUGACAAAAUCAAUAAUCAAUAAACCUAAAAUACUAUUAAUUAUUAAUUAAUAAUAAUGUAUAGUUGAAAGAGUUAAAAUACAUCCAUAUUAUCAAAUUAUUUUUACUUUUAUAAAUGUUAACUUCAAUAGGAAAAUAUUAUUUUAAUACAAAUAUUUAAAGCUUAUUUGUGCAGUAUUUUAGCAUAUUGCAAGUUUUCAUAUUAAAGUUGAAUAUAACUAAUAGAAAGUUUACCUAAAUUAUUAAUAAAUUCAUAACUAAUUAUUUUUGAAACAAAAUUACUUUAUUAGUUUCUCAAUGAAAAUCUUAGUCCAUUAUUGCAUUAUUACCUGUAUUCAUCUACCCCUAACCUUUGCUAAUAUUUCUCUAUGCUGUAUUCUAAUUUCCUUUAAAUUAUUUUCAUCUCUUUGAAUAUUCAAUAUGAUACAAAAAUAAAUAAUAGCUAUUAAGUUAUAUGUUAAAAUGUUUUUAGCUGGUUAUUCUUCUCAUAGAUUUUUAAAUCAAUGAGGCUUUUGAGUGUUAUUUUCUGAAAUUUAGUAGUAUUAUGUAUGAGUUAUUAGAUUAGUGAUCUAUUUAUGUAAUAAUAUAAUAUGUAAAGGACUGUAAAUUAAUAAUUUAAAAAAAUAUUUAUAUAUUUAUUUAGACAUUAAAAUUGUUCACUAGUAUCAAUUUUAUAUUUGAUUAUUGAGAAUUAUUAUUGGUAAUGUUAUCAAUUAAUUUUAUUGGUUUGUUUGGAUUUUGAAAGUUAAAAAAUAAAUGCUCAAGAUGUUGACUGCCAAUUUGCACCAAUUGGCGUUAUAAGGAUAUUGAGCAAUGCAUUUGACACCAUUUGGUGUCCAAUAUAAAUUUGAUGUAAACAGUUGAUAAAUAGCUGUGCAUGGCUGAAUGAUUUUGAUUAUUAAUUAGCGUGAUAAAAAAGUGUAUGGAUUAAAAGGAUAAGAAUUAGAAAUGUGUGUAUGCCCUGGAGAGAGAACUGUAAAAAGACACACACAGUUAAUGUUUUAAAGAAAAUACCAUUAAAAAGUUUAAAAUAAGAUCUAUAAAAAUUUGUCUAAAAAAAAAAUUCCCAAUAAUUAUACUCAUUCAAAAAGUUCUUGUAGUAAAAGUAGUUUUAGAAAUGCAAUUUCGUUAAAACAUAAAUUUGUUAUAACUUUAUUUUUGUGAGGAAAUUAUUAUUCUAUAAACACUAAGGACAUGUGUUACAAUCAUGUGGACAUGUUUUCAUGGAUUUUCAACGGCUGAUCUAGUUACUAACUAGUAUCAAUUUUAUGAUUAAUGAAUAGAAAAUAGUUAAUACUAAAUUAUAUUUAGUCUAAAAGAAAGGUUUUAUAAUUUUAUUUUAAUUCAUAACUUUGAUGCUUUAAGUCAAAUUGAAUGCACUUCAGACAUAAUUUUUCAUGCAUAAAUUUAUUUAUGGUUUCAAAACCAAUUGAUAAUAAUGAUUUUGUUUUUUCAAAUUUAUAAUAAUAUUGUUUAAUGUUUAUAAUUUGUCAUAAAAGUUGCAUGCUUUGGAUUGUUUAUAGUGAUUUUUUUCUAUUAAAUAUGUUUAGUUUUUUAAAAUGUUUUAGUUAUAACUGUGAAAACCUUAGAUAGUUAAAAAACAAUUUUGUUUAUCAUAAAAUAAUAAAAUAAAACAUUUACUGUAGCAUUUGUUAAAUUUAUAUAAAAUAUGUAUACAUAUAUUUCUUAGGAACAGCCUUUACUGCUGGAAGAUCUUCUGGAACAAGAAAAGCGAGAACAAGAAAAACGACAUGUUGAUUCAUCAGGCACCAAUAGUAAUGUUUCAUCUACUAGUUCAUCACUUCCUGCUUUAAUGAGCGAUGCUGAUUUCGAAAUUUUACGAAAUGAUGUUAUGAAUUCUUCUACUAGUGGUACGGCUAUUGCAUCUCCUCCUAUAAUUCAGCAAAGUAAUUGAUUUAAUCAUUUAUAUAUUAAAUAUUUUAUAAUAUUAAAUUAAAUCUAAACAUGUUUUGUUAGAUGUUACUGGAGUGUCACAACAAGCAAGUGAUCAAUUGCAUAUGCAAAGGUCCACUACAUUUAUACAGAGAUCCUCAUCUCAACCUGUACAAAACUGGACACAACCCCAACAAUUACCUAGUCAAACUCCAGUUAGACAACAAUUCACAGAUCAAUGUUAGUAGGGUUAUCGUUUUAUAAUUUGUCUUAUAUUUAACCUUAUUUGUUAUUUGUAGCCUUAAAAGUUCCAAUUUUUAAUGCUCCAGUAUUAACACCUCCUGCGCAACCACCAGAAGUAAUAACAACAGACCAAGAUCGUCAAAUUCAACAUACAUAUGAAGUAUGGCUCACUGAACAAAGUAAUAUUGUUACUAAGCAGUUAAAAUAUUAUGAAAGUGAAGUUCAAAAAUUACGAAAAAUGAGGAAGAGUAUGAAUAGUAAGCAACGAGUAGCUAGAAAACAGGGAAAUGAGCUGUCUGAACACGAUUCAAUUGAACUUCAACGUAUAACUGCUGAACAACAGGCUUUACAAAAGCUAUUAGAAUCAAGUCGUAAGCAAAAUAAACAGCAUAUGGCUAUUAUACAAGUAAGUUUAAAUCUAAAUUUUAUAUAGUUUUAUUAACACAUUAAUGAAAAAAUAUAUGUAUAUUUAGGAGUAUAAAAAUAAACAUCGCCCAAAUGCAGAAAGUCCACAAUCACCAAAUGUAUUGAUGUCUCCAAAUUCAACUGUUGGGCCCAUUCAACAACAGAAUUCAAUGUCUCCACAUAAUAGUAUUUCUACUCCUUUAUCAUCCCAGGUUUGGAAAAAAUGUUUAAAUCUUUUUUUUCAAUUUUUCAAAAUAUUUAUUUAUUUAUAUUGUGUAGACUGAAGAAAACCCAUAUAGUCCAAACAAUAAUCAACAAUCUCCGUUACAAUCACCUCGAUCUACUUUACCAUCACCCCAGUUACGUAAUCCUGGUCAAUCAAGUCCUAGACAAGUUAUUCAAAAUAUAAAUACUCAAGAACAACUAUCUAGGUAAGUAAUAAAUAAGUAAAUAUACAUAAACGGUAGAAACCAUUUAUAAUUUUCAAGGGACUAGUCAAAAUUAGUCAUAAUAACUAAAAUGCUAAAAUAAAAUUUAAAAACUUGAUUAUAUUAUAUUUACAUAUUUGAACAUAAUAUUUUAUUAUAACUAAUUUAUAAUAUCUUUAUUACUUAAUUGUAACUUCAUAUAUACAAAGAAAAAAAAAAGACUGAUAUACUUCACACGAUGGAUGGGCCAUUAUUGUAGGUGAGAAGUUAGAAUGGUAGGAUGUAGAGAAGAAUUUAAUAUGUAUCUGUAUGCAACGAUUAAUCAUUGCUAAUGAAAUACCAUUCUGAGCAGAGUUAAGUUAUACAUCUUUUAAAAGGCCAUAAUGUCUAUGAUUUUCUUUAAAAUUCUUAAAAAAAAUACUAUUUCCUGUUGGCCACUAAGAACUAUUUAUGAUGAACUUGCUUUUUAAUUUUCAAGCAUUUCUGUUUAGUCUAAUAAUUUUAUCUAUAGAGUAUUUAUCAAAUAAAAAUUAGGUAAAACACUUGUGAAAUUAAAAAGUUUAUAAAUAGUAUGAAAAUGAUGCUAAUGUUUUGAAUAUUUUACCACUCUUAUUAAAAGCAAAUAUAUGGUUCUGUACACAUUUUAAAUCUUCACAAACAUUUUAAACUGAAUUAAUAAAAAACCAAAUUGAAAAUAAUAAAAACAUAUUAUUUUCGUACAUUUCCUCGUGUUUCUUAUGUUUUUUCCCCAAUUAUUACGAAAACUGCUUAAAUUAAAAAAUGAUCUCCUAAAGUACCAACUAGAUAAAAUUCCCUUUUGGACAAGGUGCUACAUUUUGAUACAUCAGAGUAAAAUUUCUGGUAGAAUUUUUAUACACAGUAUAUUAAAUAAAAAUAAUAAAAAAAUAAACAUCUUUCUAAAACCAAUAUCGUUCUUCGCUUCAUUCAGAAUCCUAAAAUUUCCAUUAUUAUAUUAAAAUUAAAUUUAUUUUUAUUCACAAAAAAUCUGGUAUCUGGUAAUUUUUUUCACUUUUUUGAAAUGAAGUAUACCUCAUUUUUUUUUUCAAUUAUGAAUUCCUUUGUUUGCCCAUUUUACUAUAAUUUAAUGCACAAAUUACACUAAACACAGUUAAUCGCACAUUAUACGUUUGAAUAUACAAAUGAUAAAAUUAAGAAACAACGAUUACGUUACCUUCGAUAAAAUCAUAAUAGAUAAAAUAUUUUUUGAAGAUGUAUAGUUAAAAAUAAUGAAAGGAUGAGAAAAUUAGUAUUAUCGGUUGGUUAUAUUAUUUUUUAAUAAAAUACAGUCAUUAUAGAUAACAAUUUUUUCCAAUAUAACCAAAAAUAAUCCCCAUAACAGUCAUAUAGACAUACAUAUACCUUAGAUCAUAUAUAAUGCAUAAAGCCAUAGCUUAAUAUUUUGAUGUACCUGUUAGUGACAAGUUGCUAGGUUAGCUUAGGUGCGCUUGUGUGCCAGCGACUAGUCGCAUAUUUAUUCCAAUGCCUUAAUAUGAUGUGAUAAAUAUUAAAUAACUGAUAAAUUAAGUGAUAAUAAUAAUAUAUAUUUUAAUGAAUUAAAACUUGAAUUUUUGAAUUAGUAAUAAAUUGAACUCUGUAUAAAGUAUCUAUAAUACAUUAUAGAUAAGAACAAAAUAGUUGUGUCAAUAAUUUGAGAUAAAUAUGCGACUAGUUGCCGGUGCGCAUGCACACUAAAAGCUACUCACCUGGCUACUCAUUGCUAACAUGUACAUUAUCUAUAUUAUAUGUAAUUUAUAGGCUGUGGCUCUAUCCAUUGUGUAUGAUCUAAGACUUAUACAUAAUAAUUUGAUACAAAUUAGUACAUACAAUAUAGGAGUCAUGUCGGACCUUCAAUCUAAGGUUAUUACACUCAGUUUGUCAUUCUAACUGAUGCCAUUAAACACCGUAUAUAUAUGUUAUGGGUAGGGUAUUAAUUAUCCCGAUAAUAUAAACAACUAUUCAUUUUGCUCAUUACCUAUAAAUUUUAGUAUCCAAAUUUCGGAUAAUGUGUACAUUAACUAGUGUGCUAUAGUUUAAAGUAAAUAAUUCAUAAAAUAAAGUAAUAAUGAUUCAUUUUUUUUCUAAAAUAUUAUUUGAUUAAUAAUUAAUGAGAUAUUAAAUACUAUUUCAUAUUAAGUUAUUCAUUUUAUUUUGAAAUGCAAUGAUUUUUCUGAUUUUCAUCAAAAUUAAAAUGUGUAUAUUAUAAAAAAAAAACUGGGCACAAACAGCUGUUAUUUUACCACCCCAUAAAUUUACAGUGCUUUUUGUUAUGAUGUAUCAAAAUAAAGAGAUCUCAAUACAUAAGUGUCACACUGUAUAAUUAAUGCAAGACAUUUCAAAAACCGUCACCUACACCUUGACCUUACACCGUGAUAAGAAUUCUCUGUUAAUAUGAAUAGUACAAUACACGUAUACAGUAAUAAAACUCGUGACCAAUUAUUAUUUUUAAUAUUAUAUAUUAUCGUGAAAAUCAGAGGUACCAUAAAACACGUUUGUGUGUUACGAAUUUUGAAUUUGUGUUAAAUUACCGGCUGUGUGUUUUAUCCACAUAAUACCUACCAAAUAAAAACAAAAAUCUCGAUAAUUUCAAAUAUCCUCAGAAUGUUACCAUGUUUAGAAAGUUUAAUGUGAUUAUUCUAUGAAAAUUGCAAUUCUUUAAGAUUAUUUUUAAUCAUAUUGCAACAAAAAAAAACUAACUCUGGAAUAAUGAAACUGAUAAUGUUUUAAACUUCAAAAAAUUGUCUACGUUUAUCCAAUUAUUAUGUAAACUAUAAAAAAAUAUUCUAAAAAAACUUACAUACCAAUUGGACAAAAUUGUAUUUUAGAAAAAAUAGUGCACUUGAGUUUUGGUGUAAGAUUUCAGGCUGAAAAAUAAAAAACUAAAUUAAUGAAAUUUAAAAUUUAAUUUACCAUACAUUUAUUUGUUAUCUAUAUCUUUGUUCUUCUGGUUUUUCCUAAUUAAUUUGAAAAAUAAAAAAAUAAACCCCUCUAAUGCACCAACUAGAUCCAAAAUUCAAUUCGGAAGGUCUCUUGUCGUGAUAUGAUUAAGAUUUCUAGUAGAAAUAUUGUCAACUGAUAGAAAAAAAAAAAGCACACAUAGUUAAACCAUUGCAUUCCUCACUACGCUUAGAAUCUAAUAAUUUACUCAUAAAUAAUUAUUAUAUUGUUUUUUAUAGACAUCCAGGAAUGACUCCUAUACGUUUUGUGCGUUCGCCAGAUGGCUUAACACUUCGAGCACGACCAACCCUAGUAUCUCUUCAAGGUCAUGUACCAUCGACUAAUACACCGAAUACAUAUCAAAGUUCUAAAAUAACAAAUGUUACUAUUAGCCAGGGAUCACAAAUUCAACAGCCUCAGCAGAUACAAAGAUUAACGUUUCAACAGCUCACUCCACAACAACAACAGUUACUUUUGCAAAGAAAACUCACUCAAAAGGCUCUACUUAUAUCUCAGCAACAACAAGAAUUAACUGUUUCUGCAAAUCAAGAUCCAGUAGUUGUCCAACAACGACAAAUGCAUUUGGCACAACAUAGACAAAUGCUAUUGCAGCAAAUAGAACAAAUUCAAAAACAAAUAAAUGAAGGACAGAACCAACAACAGAGACAAAUACUUAUUCAGCAAGCUCUACCAGGAAAUCAAGAUGGUAAAACAGAAUUAUCACCUCAACAAAGGCAGCAGAUUGUUAUUCAGAGGCAAAAUAUAAUAUUACAACAGCAACAACAGUUCCAACAGUUACAACAACAAAAUAUUCCUCAACAACAACAACAAAUUUUGCAACCUCAGAAUGGUCAGAAUCAAUUACAAAUGCAAUCACAAAACAAUUCAAAUUCAAUACAAGGAGUGCAGCAGCAACAGCAACAGCUGCAACAACAACAAAAUCCUGGACAGAAUAAUUUGACUCAACAACAAAAGAUAUUUCAGCAUCAACAAUUGCAGUUACAAUUAGCCAAGCAGCAACAUAUUAUGGCACAGCAUAAAUUAGUUCAGCGCUCAUCUCAGCAACCAAAUGUUAUUCAAUCUCAAUUACCUCCCCAGCAGCAACAGCAGCAACAAACAGUAUUAUUACAACAACCAUCACAACAAGAGCCAGGAGAAAUUGUCAAUCCAAAUAUUAUUCGUCAACAACAGCAACAACAAACAGUAUUAUUACAACAAACACCUCAACAAGAACCAGGAGAAAUUGUUAAUCCAAAUAUUAUACGCCAACAGCAGCAGCAGCAGCAACAGCAACAGCAACAGCAGCAGCAGCAGCAACAGCAGCAGCAACAACAACAACAGCACCAACAACAACAGAUGUUAUUACAACGUCAGCAACAAACAAGAUUCCUUCAACAACAGCUUAUAUCUCAAGGAAAAGUUACCAGACAAAUGGUUCAAUCACAACAACAGUCUCCUAUUCCACCUCAAAGUCCGAAUCAACCACCACUAUCACCUAUGCCACCGCAAAGUCCUAUUUCCAACAAUCAACAAUAUUGUCAACCUAAUAGUCCAAUGAUAUCAGCUCAGUCGCCUAUGUUAUCACAAAGUCCUCAGCAGUUUUCGCAACCCGUACAAUCACCUAAUCCAACACAGUUUACUCCCAAUUCUCCAAUGCCUUCUCAAAGUCCUAGACAAACUCAGUUUAUUCAACCUACAUCACCAUUAAUGCCUCAAAGCCCUAUGGUUCAGGGAUAUACUCAUCCACCAGCAACAUCACCAUUUGGACAACCUCCACCCAGUUCGCCAAGUCCUAGACCAUCGCAGAGUCCAAGAAACAGUCUGGGUCCUCCUAGUUCACCGAUGAGUCCUAUGCAACAGAAUCCAUAUAUAAGACCAACGACUAGUCCAAUGGCUGCUAGACGAACAAAUGUCGGUAGCAGUCCAUUGAUGCCUGAUCAACAAGAACACAGAGAAGAAACUAAUGUUCCACCAGAAGGAUAUCAAUAUGCAAAACUAACAGGACUUCGUGGAGGCUGUAAAGGUAAUUUUAUACCCCCAAAAGGAUUCAAGUACAGCAAAAUAGGGCUUAAGGGAGGGUCACCUAUGUGGAGUACAGGAAGGCAGUUUGUAAGUAAAGACUCACAAGAUGAAGUUACAAGGAGUGUAUUUAAAAGUAAUGAUAUGCCACUAAGCGCAAUACCAGUUUCUAAAGUAUCAUCAUUAGUUUCAUUAGAGUAUGGUGAUUCUGAUGAUGAGGGUUCAAGAACCCCUCCAGUUAGUUCUCCACGACCUCCUCCAAUGCAUGUAUCUAAACUAAAAGAAGCCCCAGAAGGAAUUAAUACAGAUCCAAUGAUCAUAUCAACCUCUCCUAAAAUUGAAGAUAGUCGAAAUAUGCCAGUUUAUAAAGAUGUCAAUUUGUCAGAAAACUGCAAAAAAGAUAAUAUUGAUUUAGAUGAUAUACAAAUGAUAUCAACUAUACAUAUGAAUAUGGAUCCUGGUCAGAUAUCAUUGAACUCGAGUAGGGUAGGCGAAGAAUUAUUAGACAUGGAUAGGGAAAUUAAUUCACCUGGUCUAAUGUUGAAUGAAAAUGACGAUAGUAUUCUAGGAGGACUUCCAAAAGACGAAGCCUCAGAAAUGGAUAGAUUGAUGUUUUUCGAUGAACUUGGUGAUAGUAUUAAAUGUGAUCAGGAAGAUAAGAGUGAUUCACCAGAAAAAUCCAUUUUUAAUUUAGAUAAAUUAUUAAAUGAUCCAGAACCAUGUAUUGAACAUAAAGAUGAAGUUCUCAAAGUCGAAGUUUUUCAACAAGAAAAAAAUAAAUUGGAAGAAUUCUGCCAAGAGAAUGAAGAAGAACAAAUUGAUAAUGUAAUUUCGAGCUAUACAUUUCAUUCUUAUGCUAAAGUUCCAAAACCAGCGCCUUCACCUAAAAAGACACUAAAUUUAUCGUCCAUUUUAAAAUCUGAUUCAUCUGAUGAUUUAAAAAAAGUAACCGACCUACUGCGAUCUCAUUCAUCUACACAGCAUAAAAAUAUCAUUAUUUUAAAUCCUUCAUCAGACACAUUAAAAGAUCAACAAGUUAAACAAAACUUAUUAUUGACUAAGUCAGAUAAUCUUAAACACUCUGAUUUGGCCCAAAUCUUAAGUAAUAUCAUGUCUCCCAAACAGAAAGAUGGUUUUAUUAAAAUCGAAACUUCAAAAUCAGAUGAUAACCCAAAACUCUCAACUAUAGUUUUACCAGCUCGUACAACAUCAGUUGUGCAGAGUUCUCAAAAUUUUCCUUGGGAAUCCAUAACAUCAUUUACAACUGCUUCUUCAACCACUUAUGCAAAAUCUAUUCAAAUUAUAUCAAAACCAGAAGAAAAAGAAUCUAAAAUCAGUUCUCAGUUAUCAUAUAUGGUAAAUGUUCCCAAGCAAGAAACACGUGCUGCACCUAAAGUUGUUGAAGAGUCUCAGAAUGUAUUGCUCAAACAACUUCUUCAAAACACUGCUUGUGCUAAUCAAACUCCAACUACUACAACUGCUAUAAGUUUGCCAAUUGUACCUUCUCUCGAAGCUCAACUUGCCAGACCUGUUUCACCAACACCAUCUUUACUAUUUCCUUCUCUACUUUCACCCAAAAAAGAAGAUAAGUCUGAAUCUCCUCAAAUUCUUUCACUAAAACCUGAAUUUGAAACUUUGGCAUCAAAACCAGAGUCUCAACCUCAAAUACUUCAAAAACCUGAACCACAAAUUAAGAUACAACAAAAGCCUGAAUCUCAACCAAAAGUUUUAAAGCUUGAACCUCAAUCUCCAAAGCCUGUAGUUGUUCUGCAACGGUCAGAAAUUCAAACACCAGUCUCACAAACUACUCUGCUUCCACAAACAUCUUCAUCAUUACUACAAUCACAAAUCCACCAAUUGUCUCGAACAUCUGUUAAAAGUGAUUCAAUAAUGGAUUCUAUUAAUUCAGCAAUUAAACAAGAACGUGUAGAAGAAGAAAGUAAAAAUGAAGUACCUAUUUUAACUGGAUUUAGCCCUGAAAGGGAAGUUAAAAGAGAAAUUAUGUCUUCUGAUGAAUUGAUAUCGCCUCAAAAUUCUACUAGAAUAGUAGAUCCAUCAGAUAUGAACAGUUCACUGGGUAUGUCAAUGGACAUAAUGAAUGUAGAUACUCAAGGUAGUUUUUAAUAUAUAUUUUUUAAAUAAUAUUCAAUAAUAUUGAAUUUUAGUUAUGUUUAUAAAAAUUGUAUUCUAGAUCAAAAGAAAAUCAAACGUAGACAAUAUUAUGCUAAACGUAGACAAAGUCAAGGUAAAGAUGUAAGUUCUACAGCUAUUCCCAAGAAACGCCAUCGAAAGGUAAUUAAACAAGACUUAUUUUCAAAAUGUUCAUGUAGAUAAAAUAAUUAUUUUUAUAGGGUUCCAAACCCGAAGAAGAUUAUGAUUCUUUCAUUGAUGCACUUAUGUCACAAUUACGACAGCUUCAGCCUAUGAAUGUCAUUGAGCCAUCGUUAAACCAAAACUUAACUGCCUGUCCAUUAUUUGGUAUGGGAGAUGUUCUGUCUCAACAAAAGUAUGUCUGAAAAUAUUAUCAUUUUUUUAAUAUGAACAUAUACCUAAAGAGUUUAUAAAUAUUAUUUUUAGUUUUAAAAAUGGUGACUUGAAAGGUAAUGUGGGAUUGUGUAAUCUACCUGGCGAGAGUGACUACUAUAUGACAAAACCUUUUGGUGAUUUGGAACCAGUUUCACCAUUACCUCAACCGUCUACUCAAAGAGGUUUUUACAAUGAAGAAUUCGAACCUCUAAAAUUUGAAUCUGACAGUAGGUUGUAAUUAUUUUUGAUGUAUUCAUUUUCUAUUAAUGCAAAUUAAUAUUUUAGGCGAUGAAAAAAAAUUUGAAAUUGGUCGUGAUCGUGAUGAUACUCCUGACACAGUGAUGAGUUCAUCAUCACCCGAAUUGGCUAUAUUUGAAACUCCAACACAUUUUCCAGGUAUUUUUUUUCUAAUUAUGUUAUUUGAUUUGAAGAAACAAGACAUUUUUCGUUUUAGGACUUAAAAAUUAUGAUGAUGAUAGUGAUUCAACUGAUACACUGUUAAAAUUCACUCGAUAUAUGUCUCCAGUUCAUCAGCUUGUUGCACCACUUGCUCUAAAACCUCGCCCUAAUUAUAAAAUUAAUAUGGAAGAUGAUAAAGAAAAUCAGGGUGUAAGGCAAGGAAUAAUGUCUCAAGUUGGCAAAACUCCACCAAGAAGUUCACCUGCAUUACCAUUACGAGACUCUAAUACAAUGACGGUUACAUUAACUAUAAGUUCAGAAGCUGCUGAAGACAUUAUGGGUGUCCUUCAAGGCUUAGCUAAUUUACUUGAUUUACCUGAUAUUCCUAAUUAUAAAGUUACUGAAAGAACCGUUACACCAAUGUCGCACAAAUUAGGACUGUAUAGAUCAAAAACCAAAGAUGGUAAAGAAGGAGAUCCAAUAGAUAUUCAAACUAUAUUGAAUGGUUUUGCCAAAUUUUGCCGACAUUGUGAUUUAGUGAUAUUAAAUAAUUUAAUAAAAAAGAAAGCCAGUGACAUUCCUUUCUUAACUGUUGAAGAUUGUGCAGAUGAGAUAUUUUUCUGUAGUACUUUAUGCUUUCAAACUUUUGCAUCUUUGUUACGUCCACCAGCUGCAUCUAAAGAUAAAGCAACUUCUAAUGUAAAUCACUUGUCUGAAAGCAGUUCUCCACCAAAACGAUUGAAAGCAGAUCCUGAAAUGACUAGUCCAAUAUCUAAUAAAUCUGUAACUAUAGAUAAAAUGGUAAUUACAUUUAUUCUAAGCAAAGCUUGAUUAUAGGAAAAUUAUUUUAUUUUUUUUCUUCGUAGGAUAUCGAUGAUAUUCCACAAAAUAUUGAAGAAAUAAAAACUGAAUCAAUUAGUCAAGAAGUAAAAAGUUCACAUAAAGAUAAUGUUUAUAGACAAUGGAAUUCAAAUAGUGUUCCAGCACCUCUUACAAAACAUAAGAAAACUACUGAUAAAGAACUAAUGGAGGUAUAUAUUUGUGUUUAUUAAUUCUACUGUUUUCUUAAACAUGUAUACUAUUAAAAUUGAAAUUUUUAUUUAAGAAAGAAAUUAUAGAAGUACUAUAUUUUUUUAUUUUUAAAAAUUUAAAGGUUUAUAAAUUCUUUAUUGUCGAUUUUAAAAUCAUUAUUUAUUUAUAAAUCCUAUAACACUCUAUUACACUACAUUACUAUACACACUAUUAAAUAACAUAUUUAUUUUAUGGUUACUAUGUUCUCAACUUUCCAAAUUGCCAAAGCUUUUUCUUUGUAAGUUAAUAGUUUCAGCACACAUUUUAAUAUUGAAAUUACAAAUGAAAAUCUUAUAAAUAUGUCUCAAAGUGUGCCAGAAAACAAAAUAAUGGUACAAAAAUAUUUAACAACUUAAAAUUAAUAAAAAGUAUAUUUUAUUAUUAUUUAAUCACUUAAUAGGUAAUAGAUAAUAAUUUACAAAACUUAAUACAAAUUAUUAUUAUUUUUAUUAACACUAUCUUCACUGCACAUUUAUAGUCUUGUUCAUCAUUUUAAGUUUCAUUUUAAAUAUAUUGUGUCAAAAGUAAUUAGGCCUCUAGUAAAAGUUUUUUUUCUGGUAAUUAUGAGAUUUUCUUAAGGAAGAUAUCAACAGAUCCGGUUGGAUGGCCUGAAAAGAUUGUUAAAUAAAUCUGUUAUGUUGUUUUGUCUUGAUGACUUCUGUGUAUUAUGUCAGUUAUAUCAUUAAUUAAUUUAGCAACAACUGAUUGACUAUUAUCUUUAAGGACAAUUUUAGUUACAAAAGCUAGAGAUCAGAUUUUGUUAAAUGUUCUGAUUUUUAUCUUCUGUUUUUUUCACUAGAUUCAGAAAAUCAUUUUGUAUUCGAUUCCUUGAACAAUCAGACGUAGGUUCAACUAAUGUUUCAUUCAAAAACUAUUAAGAGUUUGAUUUGCCUUUUUGCUAUUUUUGAUUAAACUCUAAUAAAAUCUUCAAAUUGAUUUUUGAAAUUUAUUUGUAGCUUUUGGUAUAUUAUAUUUAUGCACAAUAUAUUCAAUAAGCUCAUUUUUAGAUUUUGAGCAUAGCAAGGGAUCUAUUGGUUUUACUGUGUUUUUAGAUUCUGAGUGUACCGAAGAAUGUGUUGAUUUUACAAAGAUCUUUAUUUUAGAUAAGGAGUGUAUCGAGGGAUCUUUUAAAAAAAAAUUUUCUAUUCUAACAACUUUUCUACUAAAUAAUUUGCUUCAUAGUGUAGACUCUAACACCUUUUCUGAAAGGUUAUUUUUUCUAGUUAGUGCAUUUAGGAGGUCAAUUUUUGAUUUUUCAAGAGGUUUUCGAAAUAAUUUGGAAAAAUGAAAAGUAAACUAUAGUUAAAACGGCAAAUUUACCACGUGCCACAACAUUAUCGUUUUUAUUGUUUUCAAUGUGUUAUAUCACAUAAGUAAGUUUUUUACUAUAAAUAUUACUCCAAUCAAAAAAUUGACAAGUGACCCUUUUUAUUGCGUUUUUAGUUUAGGUCAUGAAUAAGUUGUUUGUUUUUUGAUUUUGUCUGUAGUUUUAUUAAUAAUUGAGCAUAACCGAAAAAAAAACUUAAGACAUAAUGAGAAAUUUUAUGAAAAUAAUGCUUUUAUUUUAUUAAAUUUUGUUUUUUUUAUUGUAAUUCAUGCUAAAUUAUUUGUAAAGAUUUGAAAUUUUGAUAGAAAGUUUAUUCUUACUUUUUUUAGAAGUGUAAAAAAAUUUUCAAAACAUUGUAAGUUAUUUUUUAGUUAUUUAUAGAUAUUUUAAUUUUCCAAUCAUUUUUAUUUGGUAGGUACUCUGUGGAUAAAAAUUGUUAACACUUAACAGAAAUUCUUGAAAAUUUGACAGGAGGUUCAUUAAAAGUCAUACUUUGUGGUAAAAAAAAAAAAAAAAAAAAAAAAAUUUAUUUUUUUUUUUUUUUAAUAUAUAUAUAUUAAGGAAUUUUAAUCAAUCAUUUAUUGUUAGUUACAGAGUUACAGGUAUAAAUUAAAUAACUUUAUGUAUCCUACUUUCCUCACUACCCAUCUUCAACAGUGGCCACACCAGUCCCCAGUAUCAGCUUUUUUCUAUUAUGAAAAAGUAAAACCAAUUUAUACAAUUUCAGAUGUAAUAUUUUAAUUAAAAUUUAAAUAAUAAUGUACUCAUUAAAUUUAUAUAAGUUUAAUGUACGUAGGUAUUUAUUGACAUGUAAUAAUACAUGAUUAUAAUUCUAUAUAAGUUUUGCAAAUUAUAGAAAAAUUAAAAAAAUGUUGGAAAGCAUUGGCGGGUUUUUUUUAUAAUUCAAAAUAAAUUUAAAAAAGGUAAAAUUGUAAUCAUUUAUUAAGUAUUGCUAGUACAAGUUAUUAUUUUAGUUAUAUUUUUAUAUUUAGAAAAAUCUAUAAUUUUUUAAAUAAAUAUAUUAAUUUAUUACCUGAACUAUUUAUCCGUGCAGUAUUCAUGAUAAACUGUAACCUCAUUAUUUAUAAAAACAAAUAUUUUGUUUCAAACUUAAUACGCAUUAUACUAUAAAAUUAAAUGUUUUAAAUAUUUGAUCGACCCAUAAAUACAUUGAUAUCUUAUCUAACUGAUAAAAUUAAAUAAUCAUUUUUAUAGAAAUAUUUUUGUUUUUAUAUUUAUUUUAUAUUCGAGCUUGCUAUAUGUCUCAUCAAAAUGUAAUGGAGCACUAAAGUGUAUGUGAUUGGAUAACGAGUUGUAUUAUGGAGUAGUAAUCUAGUUAGAUAAAUCAGUAUGUGUUAGAAACAAUACCAUUAAUAGUUUUAUUUUCGAUAAUAAAUGUGCAUUAUAAACGGGAAUAACCCAAUCAUUGAUCUUAAUACAAUUUGAAAUUGUGAGUUAUCCACAAAAUAUCAGAGUUAAAAACAAUUUUUUACAUUAUUUAAAUAGGAAAUUCUAGAAACUGGGAAAAAGUUUGAGGUAUCAAUGAUUUUGAGUUAAACAAAUUUAAUUGUAUUUUUUAAAUUGGUAAAUUGAUUAUUUUUUUAAGAUGUUGUUUCGUAUGGGAAUUACGGUUAUAUCACCUAAGUUACCAGAAGAUAAACGUGUGUGUUUGUUCUGUCAUCAAUUUGGAGAUGGUGUUUCAGAUGGACCUUCUAGGUAUGUUAAACUUUAAACUCUUAAAACUCCAUAAUUAUUCAAAAUGUAUUAUAUGGUGUAUUUAUUGACUUAGAUUAUUAAACUUUGACGUUGAUAAAUGGGUACACUUGAAUUGUGCCUUGUGGUCUGAAGAUGUUUACGAAACUGUUAAUGGAGCUUUGAUGAAGGUUGAUAUUGCUUUACGUCAAUCACUUAGUGUUGAAUGUAUAGUAUGUCAACGGUCUGGUGCAACACUGAAAUGUUAUAAACUUAGGUGUUCCUCAAAUUACCAUUUACCUUGUGCUGUUAAAGACGAUGCUGUGUUCUAUAAAAAUAAGACCCUGUACUGUAGUGGCCACGCUCCAAAGAGUGAUAAAGAAAAUGAACUCACCACAUUAUCUGUGCAUCGCCGCGUUUAUAUUAAUAGAGAUGAGAAUCGACAAGUUGCUGCUGUAAUGCAUCAUUCAAGUUCACAUCAGUUUCUUUUACGUGUUGGUAGCCUAACACUUCUCAAUAUUGGUCAACUCUUGCCUCAUCAAUUGGUAGCUUUUCAUACACCUACUUCUAUAUAUCCUAUUGGUUUUAAAGUAGUAAGUUAUUUAAAAAUCAAUUCAUGGCUAAUUCAUAAAAUAAAUAUGAUUUUUCAUGUUUGUUAAGGUUCGUCUAUUUUGGAGUAUGCGUGUACCAAACAAACGUUGCAAAUACAUAUGUUCUAUCCAUGAGGUAAACGCACGACCAGAGUUUAGAAUUAUUGUUCAAGAAAUGGAUAAUGAAGAUCUAGAGCUUAAAGAUUCAAGUCCUAGAGCGGUUUGGGCAAGAGUUUUAUCAGCCAUUGCUAGCAUGAGAAAUAUGAAUAAUUUGCUCAAAUUACAUCCACAACAUGUAAGCGGCGACAGUUUAUUUGGGCUUACUGAACCUGCGAUUGUCCGUGUUUUGGAAAGUUUGCCUGGUAAGAGAUUUAUGUGUAAUCAAUUGAUAAAAAUGAAAAAAGACAUAAACUAGACACCAAAUGAUAUUUGAAAUUGAAUGUUAUAUUAUUCAUUUUUUUUUAAAUUAUAAUAUGUUUACUAUAUUUAUAUUUAUAAUGACAAUACAGUUACAGUUGGUUUUGUAAGUAGAUAUACUACAGUUGUGGCCGAUUUUAUUUUUAAAGAAUUUGGAAGUAAUAAUUUUCUUUGUCUUACACAUGUACAAUAUAGUAAUUUACAACGUGUUCUAUUUUCAACAUAUCAAUAUUGAACUGAUAAGAAUUCUGAAACAUUUGAACUUUUCAUCAAAUCUACUUAAACUAGACUUUCAAAUUUAUUUGAUAUUUUAUUUUAAUUUCUCCAAAAAUUAAAAUACACCAUUUUUUAUUAUGGUGUUUUUUUUUUUAUAAGAUUUAGGGAAUAAAAUCAAAAAUGUGGGACAAUCAAUUUCAAGUACACUUAAUAAUAAAUUCAAAUCUGUUUUCAGAAAUUUUAUUUUUUUACUUGACCAAUUAAGUAUGUUGGAAAUAGAACAAUUUUAAUUCCUAUGUUCCUUUCAAUUCUUAUGUGUGCAAGACAAAGAAAUCACCGAUUCCAAAUCCCUUAAGAUAUAUAUUUAUUAUUAUCAACUUUUAAUAAUUUCAAAUGAUUUACUAUCAUAUUGUUAUUAUUAUUUUAUUUUUAGGUAUUGAGACAUUGACUGAUUACCGUUUCCGUUAUGGGCGUAAUCCUCUUCUAGAACUUCCUUUAGCUAUCAAUCCGAGUGGUUGUGCCCGUUGUGAGGGCCGUAGACGGAUUGUUCUUCCUGGAAAACUACGAUCACAUAUACCUAGAUCUUUUACAUCAUCUCAUGGUUCGUCAUUAGUAAGUCAGUUAGACUUAUCCGCUCCUCCUACUUGUCCGUAUUCUAAACAUUUCGUUCAUUCAAAAUCCUCACAAUAUAAAAAAAUGAAACAGGAGUGGAGGAACAAUGUUUAUUUAGCUAGGUAACUUUUUUUCUUAUUGUAAUUAUUAAUAAGUUAUUUUUGUUACUCGUUAAUAAUCAAAUAACAUUUUUAAUAGAUCCAAAAUCCAAGGUUUAGGAUUGUACGCUGCUAGAGACUUAGAAAAACAUACAAUGGUUAUUGAAUAUAUUGGUGAAAUUAUACGAUCACAGUUAUGCGAUUAUAGAGAAAAACUCUAUGAAGCUAAGGUAAAAAUGUUACUGGUAUUAUUUUUGUUUAUCUGUUUAACAUUGUUUAUUUUAUGAUAGAAUCGUGGUAUAUACAUGUUCCGGCUAGAUGAUGACCGAGUGGUUGAUGCUACAAUUAGUGGAGGUCUGGCUCGUUAUAUCAAUCACUCGUGUAAUCCAAACUGUGUAACCGAAAAAGUGGAAGUAGACAGAGAGCUUCGAAUUAUAAUAUUUGCUAAGCGAAGGAUUGCUAGAGGCGAAGAGGUAAUAUUUUUUUUUGUCAAUAGUAUCAUCAACAUCCUGAAUUUUUUUUGUUAUUUAAGCUUGCAUAUGACUACCAAUUUGACAUUGAAGAUGAUCAACAUAAAAUACCAUGUAAUUGUGGUGCUCCCAAUUGUCGUAAAUGGAUGAAUUGAUACAGUUUUAGCCAUAUAAGUAUUUUUACCAUUUAUUAUUUUAUUUUUUUUACCAUUAUAUAAUUGUCAUAAUAUACAUACUAAACUUAAUAAUUGUAGUUAUAAUAAUAUAAAUAAUAUUGUUAUGUCGUUUCAUGUACACAAUUUCUGUGAUAGGAUCAAAUUAUAUAUAUAUAUAUAUAUAUAUAUAUUUAUAUAUAUAUAAUACUUUUAAAACUGAAUGAUUAUUGUAAAUAAUAAUUUUGCAGUAGAUGCAAAAUGCUAUUUUUGUAAUUAUCAUAAAUAUUAUCUUGUAUGUAUAAAUCUAUUAUUUUAAAUUAUUAUUAUAUAAUGUAUCAUAAAAUAUAUAUUUAUUGUAAAUUAUCGUUUUAAGGACGAAAACAACAACAAAUAAUGAUCUCUUUACAUGAGACAAGACUUGAUAUCAUAAGUUUUUGUUGGUGUUUGUAAAAAAAAAAAAAAAAAAAAUAAAACAAGCAAAACAAUAAUUUGGGUGUUGGUGUAGUGAAAAAAAAAAAAAUGAG